This is a messenger RNA of Rosa chinensis, 1796 nucleotides long. RefSeq names its product probable protein arginine N-methyltransferase 6. The transcript is spliced from 13 exons. Gene Ontology annotation, biological process: peptidyl-arginine methylation. Bases 69 to 1325 code for a protein of 418 amino acids. Lineage: Eukaryota; Viridiplantae; Streptophyta; Magnoliopsida; Rosales; Rosaceae. The record is from RefSeq and is a predicted model, not a curated record. Gene Ontology annotation, molecular function: protein-arginine N-methyltransferase activity.
UUUGUGUGAGCUCUGUAUAAUUUGGGUGUGUAGCCUAGCCUGUAGGCGAGUUGGCGGCACCAAAAACAAUGAACUCCAACCCCGCAUACAGUAACAGUAACGGCUACUAUGCACAGCCGCCGCAGCACCAGCGCCAGCACCACCACCACCAAGGAAUGAACAGAGUUCGCCGGGGACCACGUGGCAGGUCACGUGACGGCCAUGGAAGUGACAUUAGGGUUUCUGAGGCUACCAAGCAGCCGGAAGGUGCGCCUUGCACGGACUUCGACAUGGCCUAUUUCCACUCCUACGCCCACGUUGGCAUCCACGAAGAGAUGAUCAAGGAUCGUGUGCGCACUGAAACUUACAGGGCAGCAAUUAUGCAGCACCAGAGUUGUAUUGCUGGCAAAGUGGUAGUGGACGUUGGCUGUGGCACAGGAAUUCUCUCUAUCUUUUGCGCUCAAGCUGGAGCAAAACGUGUAUAUGCUGUCGAUGCAAGUGACAUUGCAGUGCAGGCAAAUGAAGUUGUAAAAGCAAACAAUCUAUCUGAUACCAUCAUCGUACUACAUGGGCGAGUUGAGGAUGUUGAUAUUGAUGAGGAGGUUGAUGUUAUAAUUUCAGAGUGGAUGGGAUACAUGCUUCUGUAUGAGAGUAUGCUUGGAAGUGUCAUUACAGCCAGAGAUCGCUGGCUAAAACCUGGAGGUCUUAUACUUCCUUCAAAUGCAACGUUGUACAUAGCACCUAUCACACAUGCUGAUAGAUACAGUGAAAGCAUUGAUUUCUGGCGCAAUGUUUAUGGAAUUGAUAUGUCUGCCAUGUUGCCUUUGGCAAAGCAAUGUGCGUUUGAAGAGCCAUGUGUUGAGACAAUCGUGGGUGAGAAUGUUUUAACAUGGCCACAUGUGGUUAAGCAUGUGGACUGCCAUAAAAUUUCACUUCAUGAGCUGGAAUCUGUUACAACAAGCUAUAAGUUCAAAUCAAUGAUGCGAGCUCCACUACAUGGGUUUGCAUUUUGGUUUGACGUUGAAUUCAAUGGACGUGCAAUAGCUCUCACAAAUAAUCAUGCACCAUCCCAACUUCCUAACAAUCAUACAGUGGAGGGUCAGCAGAGGAGGAAACGGGCAAAUCCCAGUGAUGCGUUGGUGCUGUCGACUGCACCUGAGGACCCCCCAACGCAUUGGCAACAGACUGUGCUAUACUUUUAUGACCCAAUAGAGGUGGAGCAAGAUCAACUGAUUGAAGGUUCCGUUACAUUAUCACAAAGCAAAGAAAAUCGUCGAUUCAUGAAUAUCCAUCUCGAAUAUGCCUCGGGUGGAAGAUCCUUUGUCAAAGAGUCAGUGAUGAGGUGAUUCUACUAAUUGCUUUCUGUGUGGUUAGUUGAAGAGAAGCAUGGGAAAGUCAUUACAUUGGUUUACUUUUCUCUUUCUUGAAUCCCCCAACUCUCCGCAGACCUUGAUUCUUUACAGAUACUUCUGGGUGUCCUUGCAAUAACUUUUCCUUGCAAAGCCCCGAAGAAAAGGCUACUUAUUAGAGACAUAGGUGAAUUAGCUUUUAGGAAAAAUUUGAUGUUAACUGUGUUUGUGCUUCAAGAAUAUUAAUACAGAUAUAUUUGUUGAGGUUAUGUUACAGUUCAGACACAGAUUUGAGCUGUGACAAAGGGAUCAUGUACUUGUAUCAUUGUCAAGUCUUGUGCGGUUUAGGAAUUGUGUACUGACCAGACAACUAACUAAAAUUUUGUGAGUGACAUCAUCUGUAACAAAUUACAACAAUACACUUUGUUCUACUCUAUUCAUAUUAUUGAUUUUGAUUGACAUGGCCUA